AUGAGUUUCAAUCCACUUUUGGACGUUAAUUCUUUUUGGUUCGUCACCAUUUUCAUGGGACUUAUGUCAUCAUUAUCCUACCAGGAUCCUGGUUCUGCUGCUGGUUCUAGUUCUGGCACUGGUGCAGGUUUUCAGAGUUAUGGGAAUUCUCAGGGUUAUGGUUCUAGUACAGGUGCGAGUGCUGGUGCUGGUGGUCCAGGUUCAAGAAUUUCGUCAUCCAGUGCAAGUUCAAGGGCUUCUUCAGCGGUUACAAGUUUCGUACAAAAUGGUGCUCUUGAUAUGAAGAAUCUUCGCAACGUCAUCAGAAAACUUUCUUCCGAGUUUUCGACAUCUACUCCUGGUGCAAGUCAAUCUGAUGCCUUUCUUCUAGCUUUAUUGCAAGUAUUCAGUGAAUUAAAUUCCAUAUUAAGUAGCGCAAAUUUUGGAUCUUCUGAUAAUAAUACACCUGAUCAAAGGGAAAACGAUAUUUUAUCUUCACUUUCAUAG
Messenger RNA from Panonychus citri (citrus red mite), 486 nucleotides. RefSeq lists its product as uncharacterized. The record is from RefSeq and is a predicted model, not a curated record. The transcript has a single exon. Lineage: Eukaryota; Metazoa; Arthropoda; Arachnida; Trombidiformes; Tetranychidae. The coding region runs from base 1 to 486 and encodes 161 amino acids.